Messenger RNA from Elephantulus edwardii (Cape elephant shrew), 1443 nucleotides. It is a transcript of the gene ELMOD3, whose product is annotated as ELMO/CED-12 domain containing 3. The record is from RefSeq and is a predicted model, not a curated record. NCBI's taxonomy places the organism in Eukaryota, Metazoa, Chordata, Mammalia, Macroscelidea, Macroscelididae. The transcript is spliced from 13 exons. Bases 1 to 1443 code for a protein of 480 amino acids.
AUGAAUGAGACGUCUGACUCUUUGCAUAAUGAGGAAGAAUUAAAAGGACAGGUUGAAACAAUGCCUGCUGCGUUCUCUCCACCAUAUGACAAGGAGAAUCACAUUCUUCCCACUUUCAGAAGAAUUCCUAUCUCAGAGUUGAAGAACCACAGUAUCCUGCAGGCCCUGACAACAGAAGCACAUGAAUGGGAGCCAGCCAUUCUAAGUACUGAGGUGCUCAGAGCCCAAGAAGAAUGGGAAGCUGUGGACAGCAUCCAGCCAGAGACCGGAAGCCAGGCUAUUUUACACCAGCCUCAGCAGCUCAUCUCCUUCAGUGAGGCCUUGCAGCACUUCCAGACAGUAGACCUCUCCUCCUUCAAGAAAAAAAUUCAGCCAACUAUCCGAAGGACUGGUCUUGCUGCUCUCCGUCACAUCCUCUUCGGUCCUCCAAAGCUUCACCAGGGCCUCCAUGAAGAAAGGGAUUUGAUCCUGACCAUUGCCCAGUGUGGCUUGGAUAGCCAAGACCCAGUGCAUGGCCGAAUCCUCCAGACCAUCUACAAGAAGCUGACUGGCUCCAAAUUUGACUGUGCCCUCCACGGAGACCACUGGGAAGAUCUGGGCUUUCAAGGGGCAAAUCCAGCCACAGACCUGAGAGGGGCAGGCUUCCUUGCCCUCCUGCAUCUGCUGUACCUGGUCAUGGACUCCAAAACCUUGCAGAUGGCACAGGAGAUUUUACGACUCUCUCGUCACCAUAUCCAGCAAUUCCCCUUCUGUCUGAUGUCAGUGAAUAUCACCCGCAUCACGAUCCAGGCCCUAAGGGAGGAGUGUCUCACCAGGGAGUGUAAUCGGCAACACAAGGUGAUCCCGGUGGUGAACAGCUUCUACGCAGCCACUUUCCUCCGCCUGGCCCAUGUCUGGAGGACGCAACAGAAAACCAUCUCAGACUCAGGCUUCGUCCUCAAAGACUUGGAAGUGUUGGCCAAGAAAAGCCCACGGCGCCUGCUCAAGACCCUGGAGAUCUACUUAGAUGGGGUGUCAAAGGGACAGGCCUCCUUGUUACAGGUGCCCAAGUUCUACGAGCCCCAAGCCCGUCACUCCAAGGAUCUCCCCUUCACAGGUGUGUGUGACCUGCCAGCACAGUCAUCUGAAAGCAGAGUGCCUGCCUGGGACACCCGGUCCCUCCGCCCUAGUCCUGCAAAGCCAGAUCCAGCUGCAGAAGUGGCUCAGAGCCUCCAGAGCUGUGUGGAUGUCAUCCGCGUGCUUCUUAGCCCUUGCACAGGCUGGGUAAGCAGGCAGUGUAAGAAGCAACCAGACUACACAGUGCAGCUCGGCCCCUGCGUGGUGCACACGGUGUGUGCUGAGCCACUAACGGAAAGGCUCACAGCCGACCAUCCGGGGACCAUCUGUGACUAUCACAGCCAAGCAAACCUCAUGCAGCAGCUGCACCCGUACCAUGAGGGAUGA